ACAUACAGUUCAAAACUAAUACAAAUUAGUAAAGAGCAACCAAUGGAAAAAGCAAGGGAAAAAUGGGAAAGGCGAAAGGAAAACCCAUCCCCCCGCCGUGUGGCACAGGGACACCACAAUCAGCCGUCUCUGGAAUGUUAGGGCCAUUCACAGCCUGUCUCUCACCUGUCCCAGGCCCCUGCCCAGGCCCUGGCUGUGCUGCAGGGGUGCAGUGGGUCAGACACUUGCUCUGGCGGUGGCCACACGCCCUCUGGCGCUAGGUGGCAGGACCCUUCUUCCCCUGUCAAUCCCCCCGCUGUCACUGUUAUGAUCCCCGCUCCCAGUCCGGCCUGCAAGACCUUCUGGCUGGGGACGUGUCCCUGCGCUGGGCCCGUUGCCCAGGGUCCCCCCUUGCUCUCCCCAGCUGCUCACCACACCCGGCUCCAGCCCCAGCACUGCUGCCACUACGCCUGCGCGGCUCCACCCUGCUCUCUCCUUAGCUCGCCCCUCUGGCCAGGCAGCUCCAGCUCACUCAGAGGAUGGGACCCCCGCCCCGGUCUCCUGACUCCCUAUUGGCCUGCCUGCCCUGUCAAUCAGACUGACCUGGAGCAUUGGCCUCUCCCCAUUGCCCCUGGGGACUGUCAGUCUCAGGGUCCUGAUUUCCCAUCGACCCUUCCCCUUUCUUUUGGUACUGGGAGCUGGCCAGCCAAAACCCCGACUAAGUUUUAGUAAAGGGCCAACAGUCCCCUUCCACAGAGGCUGGGGGAGCAGGAUGAGCAGACACAAUACUUAGCACAGACACAUGGAACUGAGAUCAGGACCCCCAUCGUGCCAGCUGCUACACAGAUCCCCACCUGAGAUUGGGGCCCCAUUGUGCUGUGGGCAUUGCACAGACAUCAACCAAGAUCAGGGUCCCUGUUGGGCCAGGCACUGCACAGACGCACACAGAGGCUAUGCUCUGAGGACCUUACAAUCUAAAUGCAUGAGACAGCCAGAGGAAGGAUUAUUUUGUAACGGGACCACUCAGCACAACAAAAAUAAGUCUGCUCGCAGAGCUGCAAGCCAGGAACUGGCUGCUUUGGUUAACUACAUUGUUCACAACAGCCUGGGGAGGAAAACCCCACCCACUCAGACAGGAGGAAGGGAGAGAUGGAGCAUGGCUCUAUAGCCCAUAGGACUCUGGGUAACCCCGUUAAUAUAGGGUUAACUUUACUACAACUUAUUAUCCCUGUUUUGCCACUGGAGACACAGGCAAGGGGGGGGGCCUGUGAUUCUCAUAAGGAUUCAAUAGCUUUCUAAAUUAGAAUGCAAGUAUUCCACAGCUUUUCAAAUGAGGCAACAAUUCCAGUGGGAUUUGGGGUGGUAACUUCUUGACGCUCCUUUGAACAUCUCAGUUUAAGGCCUGCGCACCUCACAGAUGUUGUACCAGCAUCAGUGUGGCUGUUAGGGAUGAUAUUGUUAACAAUACUCGUACAACCGCUAGUGUGCAUGCAAUUAGACCAGUAUAAAGGCGCCUCAUUCUGUAUAGAUUACUGCCCUGCAGGAAGAAGACUAAGGAAGCAGGGAGGCAGUGUGGCCUAGUGGAUAGUGCAGUGGCCUGGGACACAGGUGGCCAGGAUUUCUGGCUGUGCCACUAACCUGUUGGGUGACCUUGGGCAAGUCGCUUCUUCACUCUGUGCCUCAGUUUCCCCAUCUGUAAAAUGGGUGUAAUUCAGCAGAACUGCUUUGAAUGCCAAGUGUUACAGAAGCGCUAGGUAGCUCUCUGCUACAGGUCUAAGGCACCUCUUUAAAUGCUGUACAGAAUAAACCGUUCACUCACCAGACCACUGGGGGAAAUCCCCCACCAGGGUGGGUGGCGGUUACCUGGUAACCAGAGAUGGAGCACACAACCCCCUGUGAUGUCAUGAUAAGUCCUCCACAUCCCCCUCCCCAACAGACAGUGUUACAUUAACCCACUACAGGGAAGGCGUGAGCGCCUCCUACAGGUAGUUAGUGGUGGACAAUCCAAGGACGGAGGGGGUGUAUAGCUGAGAAGGAGGAUGGGCCAGUGGGACCGAGGUGUCCUGAGCUUUGAUCCCAUCUCCUGCUGUAGUGCUGGGUAAAUUGCUUUGGCCCUGGGUUUUCUAUGAGAGGCAGCGUGGUCUGUUGUGGGGGCAGGGGGAAGUGACACAAGGAAGCACUCAAAGCCACACAACAGAGCCAGGAAUAGCUCCAGGUAUCCUGAGCCUUGGUCCAGCACCCUAGCCACUGGGCCCACCUGCUUCUGCUGUCUUGGGGGUUGUUAUCAAUAUGGCACAUGCCUUUGUUUUAGCUAUGCCAAUAGGAAGCCCACAAUGCAACCAAGAUGAAUGAUGAGACGCGAAAUAAUUCCACCUCCUGCAUCAGGGUGAAGAUCCCCCCCGUCCACGUAAGUGCAGCCACACGCCCAGCCACACUCAUGACUUUUGCUCAUGAUCCGGAUAACGCUGAGCCCUGAAGUCAGUGACACUUUCUGGGUCCUGUGCCCUCUAGUGCCUUCUGCAAUAUUUGAGCCACAAAAAGCCACCCAGGGAGAGCCACCCCUCCCCCCACCUAGCUCCACAAAUAAACAGGGUUAUGGUUCCCUUGAGCUUAGGUUUCAUGGGGUCAAAUCCAACCUGCCAGCAUCCCAUUAAAGAGCCUUAAUAUGUCACCAAGCAAUGUCUGCAGGGAUGGUGCUCUUCAUGAUCACCCCCACUCCCCAAUAUUAUCUGGCCCUAUCAAGGAAACCUCAGUUACAAGCCAACAGCAAGAUCUGGGAUGAGAAUGGAAGCUGUGGGGAAAUUAGGGACAUGGGACUGUUAUCAGAGAACCGUGGAGUGACUCUGCUUAAAUCAAUGGGGUUAGGGCCAGAUUCUGCUCUCAGUGCCCCUGGGGUAGAUCCAGAGUCACCCACUGACUGCAAUGGGGGUCCAGGCUGGAUUCUGAUCUCAGCUCCCCCUGGGGUUCAUCUGGAGUCACCCACUCACUGCAAUGGAGUCAGUCCUGGAUUCUGAUCUCACUUAUGUCUGGUGUAAAUCCAGAGUAACUCCAGUGAAUUUAACAGGGCUGGGGCCAGCUUCUGAUCUCCUGCACUCUAGUCCAAUCUAGCAUAAUCCCAUUGAAGUCAGUGAGGCUGGGGCUAGAUCUUGCUUUCAUUUAACCUGGUCUAAACCUGGAAUAACUCCAGAUUGAUAAGCAAUAGAGUACGAGUCAGCAUCUUAUCCCACUGGAAACCCAUGGCGUCACUCCAGAUUGAUAGCACAUUCCAGCCCUCCGUGUUCACGUGUUCUUGCUGAUGCAACUUUCCCCUUUGGAGAGCCCUUUCCUAUGUGGCCACGAUUCACCAGGGGUCUCUAAUGGGAUCCCCAUAUCUCCUCUCCGAGGUGGAACUCAAACCCGGUGACCUGAUUGAGAUCUUCCGCUCAUGCUACCAGCACUGGGCAAUCUACGUCGGUGAUGGCAAAGUCGUUCACCUGGCUCCUCCUUGUAAGUGCCCCCUUCCCUAAAGGGGGAGGUGUCUUUUGCUGGAGGCUGAAGGUGGGUCCCUGCCAUGGGAGUGCCUUAGGGGUUUCUAUCUGCAGAGGAGCCAGUGCUCUGUGCAGGAUUUGGGGAUCCCAUGCCAUGGGAGCUGCAGCCCUUGUGUGCCUUGGAGGCCAGCUGCAUGGACGUUCAGCAGUACUGACUGCCAUACAGCAGAGUGUAGUACUGCCUGCUGGCACUGGGGGGAGCUGGAAGAGCUACAGCCCUGAAGAGUGUGGUAGGGCUCGCUGCCACUGGGGGACUCAGUGCUCCAGCCUCUGGAGGCUGCACUACCCCUGGCUGUCCCCUGCUGGUGGGGAAGGGGACUGCAGGCAGCACAGGUUGGAGCUGCAGAGCAGAGAUUGGUUGUAUGCAAAGCUGCCUGCUGCCUCUGCUCCUGCGGCCACAGGAAGGUGUGGUUGGGUGGGGGAUGCCCACGUAUCAGCCACUGUUCCCAGCCUCCAGGGAUGCGAGGAGAGCUCUGGGGAGAUGCAAUUUCCCCCAGGCACCAUGGAAUCUCCCUGCGUCAUACCCAGCUCAGUGCCGACUCAAUGGAUCUCGCUCUCCCCCACCCAAGGUGAGCACCCCAUGGACGGCGUUGCCAGCGUCCUGGCUGCCCUGUCCGACAGAGCCUAUGUGAAGAAGGACUGGCUGGAGGACGUGGUGCGCAAGGACCGCUACCGGGUGAACAACAAGCACGACGAGACUCACCCCCCGCUGCCAGUCUCCAAGAUCGUCCGGUGGGCCCAGGAGCUAGUGGGGCGCGAGAUGCCCUACAACCUGACCAGCCACAACUGUGAGCACUUCGUCAUGGAGCUGCGCUAUGGCGUGGCCAUGAGCGACCAGGUCACAGAAGCUAUAGCCAUGGGCACUGUGGGGGUGAUGGGAGUGGCGGCGGCUGUGAUCAGAUCCAUGGCUCAGAGACGCAAGCAUCGGAAGGAGUAGCAGCAGAUGGAGGGAGCGGGGUUCGUACCUGCACUGGCUUGGGGCGAUUAACCCAGCUCUCGUCCUUUAUCAUCAGAUUGUUUUCAGUGCAAGAUGAAAGGAAAAUGAGAUUUCGUGAACAAAGCUGCCCCAUAGCUGACACCCAAUUGUAUCCCAAUAAACUCAUCUUGAGACCCCUGCGUCUUGCUGUCUGGGCUGAAAACAUACAGUAAUGUGGCUCAUAGCUUGGUCAUCUUGUGCUGUGGUUUCCCAUCUUCUCUCCCAAGCUAAGCCGGGUUGGGCUGGCUCAGUGUAUUCAUGAAUGAUCUCCUGGGAAAUUGCACUGAUUCAACAGGGGAUGCUCUGAGUGAGGUGCUCCCUUUCUGAUGUAACC
Molecule: messenger RNA, 4816 nt
Organism: Chelonia mydas (Green sea turtle)
Lineage: Eukaryota; Metazoa; Chordata; Testudines; Cheloniidae
Product: phospholipase A and acyltransferase 3
Exons: 2
Coding region: 3436-4443 (335 amino acids)
Biological process (GO): N-acylphosphatidylethanolamine metabolic process
Cellular component (GO): cytoplasm
Molecular function (GO): glycerophospholipid phospholipase A1 activity; A2-type glycerophospholipase activity
Source: RefSeq, a predicted model, not a curated record